Molecule: messenger RNA, 1779 nt
Organism: Oryzias melastigma (Indian medaka)
Lineage: Eukaryota; Metazoa; Chordata; Actinopteri; Beloniformes; Adrianichthyidae
Product: lamina-associated polypeptide 2, isoforms beta/delta/epsilon/gamma
Exons: 7
Coding region: 359-1381 (340 amino acids)
Molecular function (GO): DNA binding
Source: RefSeq, a predicted model, not a curated record
ACGUACCAUUACGUGAAAAAGGGGGGGGGUCGCGCAGUGGUACAGUCCAGGUAAACACGCGAGGAGUCUGUUUUCAGAGCACGCGCGUGGGUAAACAGCAGUUUCUGGAAGCAUUUCCGGGUAAUUUGGCGACACAAACGCCGAGCGGCGACUUUGUGAAAUGAGAAACAAACUUGGAGAAAGAUUUAGGAACCGUCCAUCCAUCCAUGCGGCUGCAGGAGAGAAGACAUGCUGGCUGCAGCGACACGGAACUCCUGAAAACUGCAGCAGGAGGCGCCGCUGAGCCGCGCCCCUCCCCCUCGCCCCUCCCGCCUCCACGAGCUUCUCCGGGCAGCGGUCUGUUCACGCGCACGCAGACAUGCCGGAGUUCGUGGAGGACCCGUCCCUGCUGACGAAGGAGCGGCUGAAGAGCGAGCUGCUGGCCCACAGCGUGGAGCUGCCGAGCAGCUCCGCCACCAAGGACGUGUACGUGCAGCUGUACCUGCAAAACCUCACCGUCCGGAACCGCGGAGACGCCACACUGGACGCCUUCUCCAGCGACGAGGAGCCGCCGCCGGCGCCGCGCGGGGCGUCCAGUCGGACCCGCUCCUCGCCCCGGAAAUCUACCAAGAGGGCGGAGAAGGCGGAGCAGCUUGACAUCGCAGCGCUCUCCAAUGAGCGCCUGAGGGAGGAGCUGCUCAAACACGGCGUGGACGCGGGCCCCAUCCUGGGUGCUCCUUUUGCUGGUCUUGUUCCAGCCUCCACUCGUAAACCUAAUGAGAAGAAGCUUCAGAAGCUGCUGGAGAACGGCGCUUCACCGCCGCCGGCAGACUCGCAGGUCAACGGAGACUCUGAGCCCGGCGUCUACAGCGACGAGGAGGAGGAGCUGCCUGCAGAACCAGAGCCAGAACCAGAUCCAGAACCAGAGCCAUCUCCGGUGACGGAGCGACAGUUGAGAAGCCGAACUCGCAGAAGCCAGCAGCAGACGGUCCAGAAACCCAAAACCAGCAGCCAAAGUCCAAAGAAGGAGCAGGGGUUUCUGAAUGAUCUGAACAGUCCCUCAGAGAUGCUUGCCACCUGCCGGCUGCCCAUUCGAGGAGCAGGCGGACGUCCGGUGACCUCCAGCGCCCUGUUGACCGACGAUACUGCCCUCCAGCCUCCCAGAGACUCCAAGACCAACUCCUCCUCCUCAGAGCAACGCACCACCACCACCACUGUCAGCAGCCAGUCGCCUUCCUCCACCAAGCCCUCGACUGUGACCCCCCCUGCAGGUCAGGUCAGAGCGGUGCGGCGCUCCAUGUCCGUGUGGAUAAAGCUGUGUCUGCUCGGCGUGGUCUUGGGGUUCCUGUUCCUGGUGUACCAGAACAUGGAGGCCAACAUCGUCGCCCCAUUCUUAGACUGAGACUCCGCCGCCAGCCCCCAGCACAGAAGCUCCUCAGUCUGAUGUGAACGUGCUCUUCUAUGCUCUUACCUCUCGUGUCGGUGCUUUUGUUUCCUCGUGUCUAAGCAGUUUCCAGUGACAGAAACCACGUGGGCAUUUCAGCUAGACCGAGGACCCACCGGUGCCGCUCGGUCCAGCAUGAAUCUGGACUCCAGCUGACAUCACAGCCGCUGAGACUUCUACUUUCUUAGUGUCUUAGAUUUUUUUUACCCUCAGCUGUCAUUGUUGAAGUCUGUGAGACAAACGGAGAAGUUUCUUUUUUUAAUACAGGACUUUUGUACUGUGUUUUUUUUAAUAAAAAUGUUUGUAUUCGUCUUAACUUUCUGCUCGUCUUCAACUCAAUAAACCUUCUUAAUGUG